ACAAGUUCCUGAAGUAUCAGACGGCUCAGGUGUUUAUCGUCCUGAGGGUCCCCUCGGACAGACAGAUGUUCGUUGUCCUGAGGGUCCCUACAGACACAGGUGUUCAGACAGACAAGUAAAGUGGUCUCAGCGGGACAAGUGACAGACACGAAGACGAAACGAAGUAACAUCAACAUCUACCUUUCUUGCGUGGAGACAGACAGGUGAGUGAAUACCCAGAAUGCAGUUCUUUGCCCAGUGAAGGAUCCCGUUGCCAUGGAGCAGCUGGUCAAACACCUGUCCAGGUGUCAGCACCUGGGCUGGAUGGACGUGAUUGAGCUGAAGAGUGCCUCCAUCCAUUGGCUGUCUUGUGGCAGGAAGGCUGAGCCUGACAUCUGGAGUAAAAUGUUCUGCAUCCUGUCGGACUCAGAGUUACUAAUGCUCGACAACCUGGAGGUUCAUCCUCUUCUUCUGGCAGAGAGGGCGGAGACUUGUACAGUUUGGUUGCUAAGAUACACUCUGCACAUGACCUCAGCACCUCCUUGCCCCGCCCACAAAGAUGUUCCAGGGAGGGGGGUGCGCCGACAGAGCAUGCCCACCAGCUCCGCCGUGGACACGCCCACAGGCAGAGUGACAGUGAACACGCACACACACUGGACUCAGCCUGCUGCUUCCAUGGGUUUUCUGUCCCGGAGGUUGAAACAGUCUCUUCGUCGUACUCGGUCUCAGCCCAAACUCUGUCGUCAGAGCAGCGUGAAGGUUGCCGCCGCCGACACCAGGAGAACAUGGUUCUAUAACAUCCUCCUCCUCCUCCUCCUCGUCCUCACCCAGAAUGCUCGGUGUGUGAUGCGGAGGCUGCGUUGUGGUAGCCAGGACUCGUUGCUAAGCGCCGGCUGUGUGUCGUCCCUGGAGCUCAGGAUGGACCAAUCAGUGAUCAUCAAACCAGUGCACUCGUCCCUGCUGGGACAGGACUACUGCUUCGAGGUAACGACUUCGACGGGCACCAAGUGUUUCUCCUGUCGCUCUGCAGCAGAGAGAGACAAGUGGAUGGAGAACCUGCGAAGAGCUGUUCACCCCAACAAGGACAACAGCCGGAGGCUGGAGAACGUCCUGACGACCUGGGUCAUCGAGGCCAAGGACCUGCCCGCCAAGAAACGGUACUUCUGUGAGCUGUGUUUGGACGACAGCCUCUACGCUCGGACGUCCUGUAAGCUGAAGACAGACAACAUCUUCUGGGGAGAGCGUUUUGACUUUAACAGUCUUCCGUCCGUCAGCCACGUCACCCUCCACCUCUACAAAGACACGGACAGGAAGAGGAAGAAGGACAAGAGCAGCUACGUUGGGUUGGUCAACAUCCCUGUUACCAUGGUGACCGGCAGACAGUUGGUGGAGAAGUGGUACUCAGUGAGCACGCCCAGUACACUUCGGGGUAAGUCGUCGGUGCCGAUGGUUCGGAUCAAGGCUCGGUACCAGAGCAUCGUCAUCCUGCCCAUGGAGCAGUACAAAGAGUUUGCAGAGUUCAUCAGCUCCAACUACCUGCUGCUCUGCAACUCAUUGGAGGCGUCCAUCAGCCUGCGAGCGAAGGAGGAGCUCGCCGCCGCGCUCGUCCACAUCCUACACAGCACCGGGAAGGCCAAGGACUUCCUGACGGACCUGAUGAUGUCAGAGGUGGAUCGUUGCCGUGACAACGACCAACUGAUCUUCAGAGAGAACACACUGGCGACAAAAAGCAUUGAGGAAUACCUGAAGCUGAUUGGACAGAAGUAUCUGCAGGAUGCCCUCGGUGAGUUCAUCAAAGCUCUGUACGAGUCUGAUGAAAACUGUGAGGUCGACCCGUCCCGCUGCUCGACAUCUGACCUCGCCGAGCACCAGGCCAACCUGAGGAUGUGCUGCGAGCUAGCCUUCUGCAAGAUACUCGACUCGUACAGGGUCUUCCCCCGCGAGCUGAAGGAGGUGUUUGCGUCAUGGCGACAGGAGUGUGGAAACCGGGGGCGACCCGACAUCAGCGAGCGCCUCAUCAGCGCCUCGUUGUUCCUCCGCUUCCUGUGUCCAGCGGUGAUGUCACCAUCGCUGUUCGACCUGAUGCAGGAAUAUCCUGACGAGCGCACGGCGAGAACCUUGACCCUCAUCGCCAAGGUCAUCCAGACCCUCGCCAACUUCAGCAAGUUCGGCACUAAGGAGGAAUACAUGUUGUUCAUGAAUGACUUUGUGGAGCGUCAGUGGAGCAGUAUGCAGCGGUUCCUUCAGGAGAUCUCUAACCCAGAUGGACUGAACCACACGGCCGGGUUCGAUGGAUACAUGGACCUGGGGAGAGAACUGUCCAGUCUGCACACGCUACUCACCGAGCUGGACCAGGCGUCUCUUUCGAAGCUCAGUCCUCUCCCUCGGAUCCUCAGAGAUGUGUCGAUGGCGCUGGUUAACCCAGGGGGCGUGGCUAACCCGGGGGGCGUGUCUGUUUCCUCUCCAGAGCCUCAGCGGGUGGUGUCUCCUCCCCCGCUCUCUCCACCCCCCCUGUCACCGCCCCUCUCCCCCCCUCUGGCCACCUGUAAUCCCUCAAUUGGCCUUCAGGGAGGCGUCGGACUGGACGGAGGUCUGGUGGACUUCACCAGACUUCCGUCUCCAACCCCAGAAAACAAAGAUUUGUUUUUCGUCACUAAAGGAUCCAGUCUGCAGCCUGCGUCAGGUCUGCGGGGCUCUCCUGCCCCGAGCUCUUCCUACUCUGAGCCCAAUGAGAACGAGGGGUUUGAUAUGACAAAUGGAGCCAGGAGGGAGGUGCCAGAGCUGACCAAUGAGAGCCGCAGUCUUUCUCAGGUCGACCUGCAGGACUCCUCCCCUUGCGAUGGCCUUGAUGACAGCCAAUGGCAGCGCAGGACGGGGCUCCUCCCUCUCUCCUUCCAGAACCCGGUGUAUCACAUGACCACCACGUCCCCACGACAACCCAAGCAGCAGGCGGAGGCCACGCCCUCAGACGGCUCCGCCGGGUCUCAGGGGAACGCUGAUGAAAGAAUCGCCAUGGCAACAAAACCAGCUUUCCUUACCCAGAUGUCUGUUGGGCUGGGAGGGGGGGAGAGGGGGGAGAGGGGCGGGGCGGCGUCUGCCAUGUCGAGCAGCAGCAGUGGAGAAGAAUAUUCCAGACGAGUGCUGAGCGAGACAAUGACAGGUGGCUCCGCCCCCCCUCGUCAGAACUCAUCAGGUCCUCAGAGACGCAUCGAUCAACCUCCUCCCCCCAACUCUGCUCCCCCGGGACCCCCUCGAGGCCGCACACCUCCCAGCAUGCUCAGCGGCAGCGGUGGGGCCUCUGCCUACCCUCCUCGCCCCGCCUCCGGCAGCAUGAUGUCAUCGAGCCCCGAUUGGCCGAGCAGCGGCCAGACGCGGCUCAGACAGACGUCGUCGUCGUCUAAAGGAGACAGUCCCGAGAAACAACGACCUGCUGCCAAGGCCCCCUCCCCCUGUGCGUUGGACCGUACUGCUGCCUGGCUGCUCAACAUGAACUCCGCCUCCUCCUACGGCGACACGGAGGACGAUCGCCAUGACGACGCCCUCGUCGAGAAAUACCAGCAGGAGAUUGCGUUGCUGCAGGAGAAGUUGCGAGUUGCCGCUCUGCGUCAGGACGAGUGUGAAGCUCGUCUGAUGGUUCAGGACCAACAGAACCAGCGCAUCCUGCAGGAGUACCAGGCUCGACUGGAGGACACAGAGAGUCGACUGAGGAGACUCCAGGACGACAAGGACCUGCAGAUGAACAGCAUCAUCAGCAGGUUGAUGGCAGUAGAAGAGGAGUUGAAGAAGGAUCACUCUGACAUGCAGGCUGUGGUCGACUCCAAACAGAAGAUCAUAGAGGCACAGGAGAAGAGGAUAGCGAGCCUCGACGCGGCGAACUCUCGCCUGAUGGCGGCGCUGACUCAGCUGAAAGAGCGUUACGCCGUGACAUCACAAAGGAACGGCCUGUCUCCUAGCAACACAUCAUCCCUGCAGAUCACCGAGAACGGAGAGUUCCGCAACUCUGGCAACUGCUGAGCUCUGAUUGGUUGUGACUGUGGGGGGUAAUAACUCAUUGACCACACCUUCUUUUUUUUAAUCAACCAAUCAACGUUGUCGUUACCACAGACCUGUCAGUCAACCAUCACCUUCUGAAGUGACAAAUCUGACCUCUGACCUGUUCCUAGGUCACCGACCAGCUCUGGUUUUGUUUUGCAUGUUUCUUCUUUGAAUGUCUGACAUCAUAUCCUGUUUCUGUUGGUACUUCCUGUUCAGAGCUCAAAUCUGUGGCUCAACUCCAGUUGUAAAUUACUCUGGUCAGUUUUAAAGGAACAGUGCAACAGUUUGGUCUGAUUCAUGUGUGUGUAUAGACACAGGUCCUGGUUAUGCCCGUUAGCUGAGCUUAGCCUAGCUUAGCGUGAGUGUGGCAGCAGAGGGAAACUGUUGACUCCAGAUGAAUCGUUAGUUUGUUGUUAAAGAAAAUUCUACUGAUUUUAAUGUAAACAUCAGAUUCUAUUGUGAAACAGUUCAAUUGUGAUGAAUAGUUUGUGAACACACACACUUACGCACACACACACUCACUCACACUCUCACUCACACUCUCUCUCUCUCUCACACACACACACACACACACACACACACACACACACUGAACUCUACUGACGUGUCGUCUGUUGUUCACUGUAUGUUCUGUUAUAGAUCCUUUUAUUGUUAUUUAUCAAUAUCAAUAUUUAUAGAGAUACUCCAAUAAACUGUUACACUAUC
Messenger RNA from Scophthalmus maximus (turbot), 4719 nucleotides. RefSeq names its product DAB2 interacting protein a (gene dab2ipa). The record is from RefSeq and is a predicted model, not a curated record. The transcript has 24 exons. Bases 256 to 3993 code for a protein of 1245 amino acids. Lineage: Eukaryota; Metazoa; Chordata; Actinopteri; Pleuronectiformes; Scophthalmidae. Gene Ontology annotation, biological process: regulation of GTPase activity.